Messenger RNA from Diaporthe batatas, 1554 nucleotides. RefSeq lists its product as uncharacterized. The coding region runs from base 1 to 1554 and encodes 517 amino acids. Gene Ontology annotation, molecular function: acyltransferase activity, transferring groups other than amino-acyl groups. The record is from RefSeq and is a predicted model, not a curated record. Lineage: Eukaryota; Fungi; Ascomycota; Sordariomycetes; Diaporthales; Diaporthaceae. Gene Ontology annotation, biological process: secondary metabolite biosynthetic process. The transcript has a single exon.
AUGGAACGCGCCAUAGCACCAUCGACUGUCUCUCUGCUGCAGAAGCCUCUUGUAGAAGCUGUCGACAUUGCCAAACAACCACUUGUAGACAUAGUCUCUAUCGAUCCCGAAGAUUGCUCAACCCCGGAUGUCUCGCUUACCGGAACACGGUCUUUCAAGGUCGUGGACCUGAAAAAUGAACUGAAAGAGGAAAUAUAUAACAUCAGCCUCCUUGACUGCAUUAUGCCCAAGAUGUAUAUUCCCGUCACAUGCACGUACAGGAUCGAAGAGGGUACCGCCAUUGAGACCCUGAUAAACGAUCUCUGUUCUGGGCUUAAGGGCCUACUGGCGAAUUAUCGCUUUCUUGCUGGAUCGGUUUUCGAGAGAGAUGACCGAACGUCCUUCGUCAAGCGUGGGCUAUCUCAUGCGAGAUUCACCGUUCACAUCGAAGACCACAGGCACAAAGAAUUUCUAUUGUACGAAGAGUUGGCAAAGCGGAACUUUCCUGCAUCGGAGCUUGACGUUCGUAUGCUCCCGCCAGGCUUUGAGCCGAGUCCGAGAACUACACCAGGGAAGGGCAACCCAGCGAUGAUGGUGCAGUUCAAUUUUAUCAAAGGAGGCCUGGUCAUUGGCGCGGUAUUCCACCACCUCCUGGUCGACGCGAAAGGCCUAGAUGCCGUGAUGGCACACUGGGCCGCGCAUACCCGCUCGCUGAGGCAGGGUACCUCGCCUCCACCGUUCAAUACAUCCGGCCUCACUAUCAGCGCUUUGAACUCGGUCAGGGGGGACGUUUUUGACGAGACCAGUCAACCGAUCGCCUCACUGAAAUAUGCACCAAACGCGCCUCCGACAUCAGACGUCCCGCCCUCAGCAAUGGCCCAGCACAUCUGGCAUAUCCCCGCCAGCAAGCUCGCCGCCCUCAAAGCGUCAGCGGCGCCGACGGCUCCCGGUGAAGCCUGGGUCUCCACAAACGACUGCAUCACAGCGCUCAUGUGGCGAGCCAUCACACGGGCCCGCCUCGCAGCGCACGGGAUCGCCGACCCGACGACAGACACCCGGCCCGUGGCACUGGAGAACUCCCUGGACGUGCGAAAGUCAAUCCCAGGCGGCGUUUCCAAGGCGUACCCGGGUAAUGUGGUCAUGUUCUCCAAAGCCCUCAUGCCGCUUAACGAGCUCGUGAGCGCCGACACCUUCCGCGCCGUCGCGGUAUGCGUGCGCGAGACGAUCGACGAGUACCGCGCCUGGCCCCUUGUUCAGCGUGCCAUCAAGUGGAUUGCAUCUGUGCCGUGCGGCUCUGAUGUCGUCAUGGACGUCGACGUCGUCAUGGGCUUGGAUGUGGUCGUCACGAGCUGGCGGGUCCUGCGCGCUUACGAGACGUGGGAUUUUGGGUCCGGGCCGCUGGCGGCGCUUAGGUGGGCCACCCCUGUCUUUGAUGGGUUUGGUUUCCUUUAUCCCACCCGGCCUGGUGCAAGCGAUGAUGAGGGGGUGGAGAUUUAUUUGGGGCUAGAGAAGGGAUGUAUGGAGAGACUACUGAUGGAUGAGGAACUGUCCACUUGGGUUGAGAUCCGAGACUAA